UCUUAUUAAAUCACAAAGCAGAAAUCAAAAUUAAGAGGACAACGAAAACAUCAAAUAAUUCGAAUAUAAAUCCUCUCUGAUCAAAGAACAAGUAACACGACACGCUGAUCACUGAGAUAGGGUUACCGAGUCACCCAUGGCCGAUUUCCAAUCCUCAAGUCACAAAGCCAAGUGGAUCUUCACCCCUCAACAGUUGGCCGAGAAAUAUAAAGCUACUAAUAAUAGAGCGAAACAAAUGUUAGAGAAGUAUGGAACGACAAGAAUGAGAGUAGAUGUUGAUGGGUCAUUGUCAUAUCCAGAACCUCAAGUUAACAUGACAGAGAAUGCUGAUAAGCAUUCUCGUUCAAAACCAAUAAGUGUUGAGGAAGAACAAUUUAUGCGAGUAUACUAUGAGUAUAAACUUCGAGAAGUGUGUAGUGCAUUCUAUUUUCCUCAUAAAAUUCAGGCAACUGCACUCCUAUACUUUAAAAGGUUUUAUCUUCAAUGGUCAGUCAUGGAGCAUGAUCCAAAACAUGUAAUGUUAACCUGCAUCUAUGCAGCAUGCAAGAUAGAAGAAAAUCAUGUGUCUGCGGAGGAGCUUGGUAAGGGGAUUUCACAGGAUCAUCAAAUGAUUCUCAAUUACGAGAUGAUAGUUUAUCAGAGUUUGGAAUUUGAUCUUAUUGUCUAUGCACCAUAUCGAUCUGUUGAAGGUUUUGUUGCUGAUAUAGAGGAAUUCUGCCAUCCAACAGAUGAAAAUAUUGAAAAGCUGAAGGAAAUUGCAGUGGCAGAGAUUGACAAAAUCAUGCUCACUGAUGCACCCGUUAUGUUCCCUCCUGGGCAGUUGGCAUUGGCUGCUCUGCAGAGUGCAAAUGAGGUGCAUAGAGUUCUUGAUUUUGAGAGAUAUCUCGAGAGUGUCCUCUCUCGUCAGAAUUCUGCACACAUGAUUUCAGAGAUCAGUGAAUCUCUACAUGCCGUCGAGAAAUGGGUGAGGAAAUACAGUUUCCCUACGGAUAAGGAUAUGAAGCACAUAAAUCGGAAGCUGAAAUCAUGCUGGGGUCAUAACUCACACGAUGAGUAUGUCUUUCACACUCACAAAUACUUACAGCAAUUGGUAGUUAAAUAUCUUACAGAUUCUUUCUAUUUUCAUUUUUCCACUGAUGUUUGACUGUUUGGCAGCAAUAAGAAAAGGGAGAAGAAAUCAAAACACAAGUCCCAUAAGAGUUCGAAUGAAAUGCAAAAUGGCCCAGGACUGACUUAAUUGUAUGUUGCUCCUUGUUCACAAGUGUUUCCUACCUUAUUUAAGCGAUUUACUAACUUGGUUUUUGCUUCCCAGAUUUUUGUUGGAGAUUAUAUUUAUGUACCAAUUUGGAUGACAUCAGUCGAUUAAUAUCUUAUGGAAUUACAGAAGGUCCUUGUACUUUAA
This is a messenger RNA of Populus trichocarpa (black cottonwood), 1402 nucleotides long. RefSeq names its product cyclin-H1-1. The transcript has 12 exons. The record is from RefSeq and is a predicted model, not a curated record. Bases 137 to 1144 code for a protein of 335 amino acids. Lineage: Eukaryota; Viridiplantae; Streptophyta; Magnoliopsida; Malpighiales; Salicaceae. Gene Ontology annotation, cellular component: nucleus; transcription factor TFIIK complex. Gene Ontology annotation, biological process: regulation of cyclin-dependent protein serine/threonine kinase activity; regulation of transcription by RNA polymerase II. Gene Ontology annotation, molecular function: cyclin-dependent protein serine/threonine kinase regulator activity.